Messenger RNA from Topomyia yanbarensis, 2611 nucleotides. RefSeq lists its product as uncharacterized. The transcript has 8 exons. Lineage: Eukaryota; Metazoa; Arthropoda; Insecta; Diptera; Culicidae. Bases 717 to 2207 code for a protein of 496 amino acids. The record is from RefSeq and is a predicted model, not a curated record.
CCACACUGCGGGGACGAUUGCUUUUUUUAGGCUGCUUCGGGAUCGUGCCUCUAAGUCCAGUCGCAGCAGAGCGUAGCGGCCCGUCACUAUUGUUACCGACGAGGUGCGUAAACAAAAAUAUAUCGCGUUUCUCUGGUCGUCGUCUCCCAUAACCUAAACCAAUAUUUAUAGCACCCAACAACAGAACACCUACAACUCACCUGCGCUGUCAAAUCAAUUUCACUUCGUUUGUGUCGAAAGUGUACGAAAGCUGCGGCUUGCUAUGGUCGUUUGUAUAGUUGCAGAAUAUGGUGCGCGUGCAGUGCGUUUAGAAUUAGAAUGGUUUGUGUCAAUUCUGCUCUGUUCCCAGGGCGAAAUUGGCUGGACGUGAUGUGCCUCCACGUAUUUGGAUGCAGAACAUUCCUGUAUAGUAGUAGGUUGCGACAGCGAUUUGGGGAGGGGAAAUGUGCGUGAAAUUGCGACACGUGAUUGCGUUUCUGGUCGGUGUCUCUGUGGUGAUUCCUUUUCAUUGCUCUUCCACCGCCCGGUACCGACCAGCAGUAGGCCGUUCACGGGGAUGCUCUAGGGUCUGGUUCGGAGCAAACCGUUCGCCUCGUUUGGAUUGCAAUAGCGGAUCGGAUCUACGAUUAUGGGCCGAAUGAUGUGUUCCGCAUGAUGUUUUCGUUGGUCAGCGCGGGGGACGGAACAGUAUCAUCGUUGACAACUACAUUUUCCAUAUGGAUAAAAAGCUUAAAGAUAUUGUUUACUAUAAAUGUGCCGCUAGGAGCGUUUGUAGUGCACGAUUUAUUGUUAAGAACGGUACAGGGAUUUACACAUCACGCGUCCACAACCACCCAAAUAACAGAAUAGAGAUUUUAAAGGCUGCCUUAAAACAAAGAUUAAGAACAGAAGCAUCAAGAAGCUUCGAAGCAUACAAAACUAUUUUCGACAGGAUUUGUCGAGAUCCACAGUAUCAGGAAGCAGCCAUAUUCACUACCUAUGCAUCCGUUGUUGCAACGAUGCGAACCGCACGAAGCAGUUCAUAUCCACAAGCACCAACGUCUCCAGAAAAUUUUCUGUACCUAUUGGAAAGCGAAAAAGGGAAGGUAUUCUGCACUAUCGGAGAUGAUAAGUUUUAUUACGGACACAUCAAUUAUCUUAAUAGUUUGGCCAUAUUUUUCGUUGUACCUGCAACACUGACUGCUCUGUCCACGGUGGAAAGCACAACUUUGCAGUUAGAUGGUACUUUCAAAACCUGCCCGAAAAUAUUCGCACAGAUCUUUAUGGCAUAUGCCACGAUAAGUGAACACGUGUUUCCAUUAGCGUUUAUUCUUGUGGACAGUGAACAUCCGACGGAGCAGUACUAUAAGAAAAUUCUACGGAAAUUGAAAACGUUCCUCCCUAUUAAAAUAGAGCGGGUCGUAACUGAUUUCGAGAAGUCUCUUAUUAAUGCGAGCGUUGCAGUGUUUCCGGAAGCGUCACAUCAAGGAUGCCUAUUCCAUUUUAAGCAGGCCAUAAAGAAUUAUAUAAUUCAGAAGUUACGCGUUUCAAAGGGGACGAAAGAGUAUAUUGAAUUUCGCAUGGCGAUGCAGAUUGCUCACUUGCCGGCGGAUCGCAUCGCAGAAGGUAUCAACCUGCUGCACGAAGAUCUCAAGUCAUCGGUCGAAAAUAAAGAGGCCGUGCGCAAAUUUAUGGAAUAUUUCCGAAAACAAUGGAUACUAAAUAUUCAUCCCCGAAUAUAUUCGGCAUACCGCACAACUGUCACCUCCAACAAUGCCGCAGAAUCAUUUCACUCGAAAAUGUUGAGGGAAGUUGGCUGCAACCCGCCACCAUGGGAGUUUCUAGACAAAAUUAUUAAUAUGUCCAAAAAUACAGAUAUAGAAAUUAAGCGUUUGAGCAACAUUUCCAGUAGUCGAGCUCAAACUACCAGACAACGACAGGUUGCUAUCUUAACUCGGCAAUUUGACGAUGAUGGGGACGUGAGGAAAUUUAUAAAAGCAUUAAACAAUAACACUAAAAAUUAUGAUGCAAUAGGUAAUACUGCCAUCAAUUAUGAAACCAUCGAAAUAAACGAAACAUGCAUUUGCGGAGAUAACCCAACUUUCACCUUGGAACCCUGUUUACAUAAAACAUACUGUAAUAACUGCAUUUGGAAGGAACUUAAUCGUAAUAAAAAAUGCCCCAAAUGCGGGGUUCUGUGGAAGGGGAUGUUUAAGGAUCCUGAGUGAAAACUAAUCGCGAAUCAUAACAAAAGGUCAUUAUUGGAAUUCAUUGAGCUACAAAAAACAAAAAUAACGGUAAUUGUUCCGAAUCGUGGCUUUUUCGAAAAAAGGGUUUAUUUUUUUUGGAAAUGGUUCUAAAUGGCCUAUUUUACAACAAGUAAUGAAAGAAAAAUCGGGGGGAAAGCUGUAAAAGUAAUUUAAACUGGAAAAAUAAGUUGUUCCCACUCACCUUUAUAACAGUGGCAUUGCGUAUGUAAAAGUGAUGUUAACGGCGAAGGUAGUGUGAUGCGGCAUGGCUGCAUAAUCGAGUCCAAUGAUUCGAAGUGGCACAAAGCCGCUGAGAAUCCGCUGGACUAGGUGGUCUUGAUUUUGCUAUCGAAGGGUGCAAUCAAACCUGUAAUCCACUUGUU